Messenger RNA from Morus notabilis, 1501 nucleotides. RefSeq names its product UPF0496 protein At1g20180. The record is from RefSeq and is a predicted model, not a curated record. The transcript is spliced from 2 exons. NCBI's taxonomy places the organism in Eukaryota, Viridiplantae, Streptophyta, Magnoliopsida, Rosales, Moraceae. Bases 10 to 1194 code for a protein of 394 amino acids.
AUUAUCAAAAUGCCCAAGAUGAGCUUUCCCAUGUGGAGCAAACUGAAAUCUCUGGAUACAGAAACAGGAAAGUCACGUAAGGACCGCGGAAAUAGCUUGUCAACCAAGUCAAGCGUGGAUGAGGAAUACUUGAAAGCCUUCAGAUCAAAUUCCUACGAAGAAAUGUGGGACAAAGUUCAGGGGCAGUUAGGAAUAACAAGCGCUACUACUAGUACUGGUGCCGCAUUUUCGCCAUCAUCCUUGUCUUCACCUUUCUAUUUGGACCUCUCCGAAUAUUUGCUCGAGCCGCGGCAAGAAACCCUAAAGAGCAUGAUUGAGAGCCUAAAUUUCCAUCUCCUUUUGGUCGAGUACUUUGAGGCCAGCCUGCGAGCUUGCAACAUCUGCGAACUACUUCUCCGAAGCAUCAAACAAGCUCGCUCUGAUUACCGGAAAAUCAAAAGGGUGAUCAAGAUGAGCAAAAGGGUACUAGUGCUUGAUCAUGAUCAAUAUGAUGAUCAUUCUCAAUUACUUCAUAAUGAUCAAUGUUCCCGAGCUGUAUUCAGAGAGCUUGGUGCAAUCGCACUGCUUAAAAACCCUUUGUCAAUCAUUAGCCCGGCGCAAUACCAUGAUAUUCGCGACGGGUACAUGGUUUUGCUCCAUAAAUUAACAUCAAAAGGGAAGAAGAUCAAGAGGAGAGAGAAGCUGAAAAGGCUUUGCAAGAAAGUUGGAGGAGCUGGGCUUGUGGUGACGCAUAGUGCAUUGUUGAUUGCCUUGUUGGUAUUUGCAUUUCAUGGCGUGUUUGGCAUUGUGGCAGCGCCGGCUCUAGUGGGCUGUUCCUCAGUUUAUUUGGCCAAGAAGAAGAAGAAGAAGAGAGCCAUGGAUUCACAGCCGCCGAGAUUGCCUGGAGGCGGGCUCGGCAAGCAACUUGAUAUGGCGACCAAAGGGGUUUUUAUACUGAUCAAUGAUUUUGAUACCAUGUGUCAAAUGGUGAGAAGAUUACAUGACGAAGUCGAACACCGCAAAUCCGUUGCUGAUAUUUGUGUGAGGAAUAGAAAGUUUGAGCUCCUAAGGGAGGUUGUGAGGGAAUUUCGGGAUGAGGAGCCUAGCUUUAUGGAGCAGUUGGAAGAGCUUGAAGGACAUAUUUACCUUUGUUUACUCACCAUAAACAGAUCCAGAAGGCUCGUAAUUCAAGAGAUAAUAGCUACCCAAAAGUGAUAAUUGUGAAUUAAGAUGGUACAACAUAUACUACAUGUCAAAUUAAUUAGAGGUGAAUGAAGUUUGAUGGACUUUGGUCAGCCAAAACCAAGUGAAAUGUGGGUGAAUUCUUUCAUGAAUUUAGAUGCUGUAUGCAUGGGUUAAGUCUGCCCAUGAUUCACUAGCGGGCAUGCGAGGACAGGCUGUCGCAACUAGCUGUUGACUUAUUAAAAUUCCUUGUUUUUUUUUUCCCUUGUUUUAUUCUUUGAAUAUUGCAGAACUCUGUCUUCAAUGACAAAUGUUGAAGCCCUUUUGGUAUUAUAUAGCA